GUUGGAUAGGAAAUAUAAUACUGAUGACCACGGUCUAGAAAAGUAUAUUGUUUCCAAAUUCUUGAGAUUCGACAUGAAAGAGGGAAAAUCUGUUUUAGAACAAACACAAGAAUUUGAGCUUAUCUUACAUUCUCUCCGUGAAGCAGAUAUGGAAUUGCCUGAAAAAUUUAAAGUCAUGGCUGUAAUUGAAAAAUUCCCCAAAUCGUGGGAAGAUUUUGGUUUGACUUUAAAACACAAAAUGAAAAAGAUAACUUGGAAAAGUUUGAUGCAUUCCAUUACUGUUGAGGAAGAACAUAAGAAAGCGGGUUAUAUUGUGCCUGUUGAAUUUCAGCCAAAGGCUCAUGUUGUAACCGGGGGAAAGCAGUCACAAAAUUCUAAAAAUAAACAACCAUCAUCUUUUAAACCAAUAAAGGCCAAAUUAAAAAUUGCAAAGAAACCAAAGGCAAACCGGCCAUGCUGGAACUGUGGACAGAUGGGGCAUUGGGCCAAAUUAUGCCCAAAUAAAAAGGCUAAGGCUCAAUCUGGUGGACCUCAAGUCAACGUGGUGACUGGAGGAACUAGUUCCGAUGGGUAUGUUUCCAUUAACCCUCAAGUUUUCACUAUAUAUAAUUCCAAUGAGUGGCUAAUAGAUACAGGAGCGAAUGUGCAUGUAUGUGCUGAUAAAUCGCUCUUUGUUUCUUAUCAGCCUGCGGUUGGAAGAACAGUGAUGAUGGGAAACACAAGUGCUGCUAGUGUGCAUGGAGUUGGAAAAGUAGAAAUAAAAUUUCCUUCGGGAAAAAUACUUACUUUGCAUGGAGUGCAUCACGUUCCCGAAAUUAGAAGGAACAUUGUUAGUGGUUCCAUUCUAGUUAGGGAGGGUUAUGAGUUAUCUUUUAAAUUUAAUAAAGUUGUAAUUUUAUUUGGUGGAAUUUUUAUUGGCAAGGGUUACUUGUCGGAUGGACUUUUUAAGAUUGUGGUUGAUUAUUUUGAAUUAAAUUAUGUAUCUGAGAAUUGUGAUUCUUCAACUUUAUGGCAUUAUCGUUUGGGUCAC
This is a messenger RNA of Cuscuta epithymum, 1030 nucleotides long. NCBI's taxonomy places the organism in Eukaryota, Viridiplantae, Streptophyta, Magnoliopsida, Solanales, Convolvulaceae. The record is from the annotation of a GenBank genome assembly.